AUGUACCUUGCCAAGAAAAUCGUUUUUCCUCUUUUUCGCUCUCCUUUUCUCCACACUUUCUCUCUCUCCCUCCUUUCCUCCCCUGAUGCUUUCUCUCUCUUUCCUCUUUUUCUCUCUCUUCUUUCCUCUUUUUCUCUCUCUGCUUUCCUCUUUUUUUCUACUCUGCUCUCUAUUCCUCUCCCGUUUCCUCCGCUCUCUCUCCCGUUUCCUCCGCUCUCUCUCCCGUUUCCUCCUCUCUCUCUUUCGUUUCCUCCGCUCUCUCUCUCUUUCGUUUCCUCCGCUCUCUCUCUCUUUCGUUUCCUCCGCUCUCUCUCUCUCAUUCCUCCUCUCUCUCUCUCCCAUUCCCUCCGCUCUCUCUCUCUCCCUCCCAUUUUUCUCUCUCUCUCUCCCAUUCUCCGCUCUCUCUCUCCCCAUUUCCUCUUCUCUCUCCCAUUUCCUCCGCUCUCUCUCUCUCCCAUUUCCUCCACUCUCUCUCCAUUUCUUCCAUUUCUCUCUCUUCUCUCUCUCCCAAAUAUGGAUCUCUCCCAUUCCCUCCUUAAUUCUCCCCAUUCCUCCUCUCUCUCUCCCAUUCCCUCUCUCUCUUCUCUCUCUCUCUCCCAUUUCCUCCUCUCUCUCUCUCUCCCAUUUCCUCCGCUCUCUCUCCCCAUUUCCUCCGUCUCUCUCUCUCCCAUUCCUCCGCUCUCUCUCUCCCAUUCCUCUCUCUCUCUCUUUCAUUUCCUCCUCUCUCUCUCUCCCUCCCAUUCUCUACUCUCUCUCUCUCCCAUUCCCUCCUCUCUCUCUCCCAUUUCCUUCCUCUCUCUCUCUCCCAUUCCUCCUCUCUCUCUCCCAUUUCCUCCUCUCUCUCUCUCUCCCAUUCCCUCCACUCUCUCUCUCUCUCCCAUUUCCUCAAUCUCUCUCUCUCCCAUUCCUCUCUCUCUCUCUCUUCCCGUUCCCUCUCUCUCUCUCUCCCAUUCCUCCGCUCUCUCUCUCCCCAUUCCUCUCUCUCUCUCUCCCGUUUCCUCCGCUCUCUCUCUCUCCCGUUUCCUCCGCUCUCUCUCUCUCUCUCUCUCUCCACUUUCUUCCUCUCCUGCUCUUUGCUCUCCAUUUGUCUUCUUUUCUCUUUCUUAA
Molecule: messenger RNA, 1107 nt
Organism: Acanthosepion pharaonis
Lineage: Eukaryota; Metazoa; Mollusca; Cephalopoda; Sepiida; Sepiidae
Source: the annotation of a GenBank genome assembly